Molecule: messenger RNA, 2769 nt
Organism: Malania oleifera
Lineage: Eukaryota; Viridiplantae; Streptophyta; Magnoliopsida; Santalales; Ximeniaceae
Exons: 4
Coding region: 1-2769 (922 amino acids)
Source: RefSeq, a predicted model, not a curated record
AUGGAGAUUGAUGAGAAUGGAUCCUUAUCACCGGUCAAGGUGCAGAAUGACAAGAAGCAGAAUCUGGAGGAUGCUCUUUACUUCAUCGCACUUAAUGGUGGGGAUAAAGAGUCAUGGUCCCGUAGAGUAGACUCAGAAAUUUUAGAAGAGUAUGACAGAUUGAGGAAUGAGGUAAAACUGAAAUUAGUUCAAUCAAAUCCUGAUCUCUCCCUGGAUACUCUAAUGGAUCUUGUUCAAAGACAACUAGGGCUAUCUGCAUGUGAAUCUGGGGGUACAGAUGUGGCUAGGAGGGAAGUGAAUAUUAACACCCCAAUGGUGUUAAAUGAAAAAAUCAUGGAUGCUCUGGGUCUGGUGGAUUCGCCUUCUGGUGAUGUACCAAAAGGGUCUCUGGCUUCUGGCCAUGAUGCGAAGGUUCGGUGGGGUGAUGUUGAGGAGUUACAGAGCCCUGUGAUGCCUUCUCCAGUUAAGGUUCAUCCGGUUGAUCCUGAGGUGACUGGGAAGCAAGCUUCAGUGAAUCCUCGAAAAAACACGAGGGUCCCUUGGUCUGCACUCUUUGCAAAUAACAGAGCUCCGGAAUCCUGUACUCCCAUCCCUGCAUUUCCUUCAGAUGGGUUGGGUGCUAGAUUGAAUCUGUUUGAUCUCACGAGACCAGAGGAUUCCUAUUUGAAGUGCUUAGUUGGGUAUUUUGCAGGUAGAUACCCAGGAAAUGCUGCUAUUAGUGCCAUUGUGAACUCAUGGAAAGCCAAUGUUACCUUUAUCAGACAUGUUGACAACUGGAUCGUCUUUAAGUUCCAAGAUGAAGAAGACUUGGAUAGGAUCUUGCAAAAAGCCCCAUAUAUCAUAAGAGGCAGAACCUUAUUCAUUAAGAGGAUGCCAAAGAAUUUUCAGUUUGGCCCUGAACACAGGACUAUCCUACCUGUGUGGGUUCAACUGAGGAACCUCCCUAUGGAGAUGUGGAAUCCCUUAGCUCUUGGGAAAAUAUGCUCUAAAUUGGGUAAACCUUUGUGUGCAGAUAAGCUUACGAUGCUGAAGGCUAGAGUGUCUUUUGCAAGAGUCCUAGUUGAAGUAGAUGUGGCUAAAGAGCCUAAGUACUCAGUUAAGGUUAAGACUGAUGCUCCUAGUCCCUCUGGGGUUAAGGAUAUAGUUACUGUCCCGGAUAGGGUGGGUCCUUCUGCUAACAUUGUGCAGGAUGCCCCUCCUCGUGAUGCCAGUGUGGUGAUUGACAAAGGUAAAUCUGUGGUGGAGGAUCCUGAGUCUUCUGAGAAAAUGACUUUGGAAGAGGGUUCUCUGGGGAAUGCUCAUUUGAAUGAUCCUGCUGAGAUGAGAUCCCCCCCGGAGGGCCAUAUUGUGGAUACUACUUGUGUGAAAGAUCCAGUGCCCCAUGAAGCUUGUGAAUCCCCUGGGGAUAACUUAGUGCAGCCUCAGCUGGACUUGGGUAAAGAAAUGGAUACCUUCAUCCCCUUGGAGAUUCCAGUGCAACAGGAAUGCCAGACUCAGUCUGAGGGCCUAGGAGUGUGUGCUCUGCAGGCUACUGGUGUUCCUAAAAGAACUCCACCCCUAGGGAAACCAAGACACAUUUCCAAGGACCCUAAUAAGGGUUUUACAGAAAAAAAAUUCAGUAAUUGGCAACAACUCAACAACUUUGACCUUUAUGAUGCAGGAAGAAUUGUGAUCCUCUGGGAUCCACUAAAAGUCUUGGUUCAGACCCACCAUGCUAGCCCCCAGGCUGUUCACUGCACUGUCAAAUGCUUAGUUUCCUCUAACACAUUCCUAUGCAGCUUCAUUUAUGGUUAUAAUUCUCUGGUUGCCAGAAGACCUCUGUGGCUGGAUCUCGUUCAGACUGGCAGUUCCUCUACAAUGCCUUGGAUGCUCCUUAGUGAUUUUAAUUCUGUCCUUAAGCCUGUGGAAAGGAGGAAUGGCAGUCCAGUGUCUGUAUAUGAAACAAAGGACAUAAAUGAUUGCUUUAAUGAAGUUGGCUUAUCUGAUCUGAACUCUUCUGGAUGUCUACUUACAUGGUCUAAUGGAAAUGUCUGGAGUAAGUUGGACAGAGUUGUGGUUAAUCAGUGUUGGCUUGGCAUUGGUUGGAACUCCCAUGCAGUUUUUCAAUUUCCUGGAAUACUAUCUGAUCAUUCUGUUUGCUUAGUAAAUUUAUUUGCUGACCAGGACCUGGAUGCUCUUCCAUUUAAAUUCUUCAACAUGUGGUCCACUUAUUCUGAUUUCAUGAGGAUUGUAAAGGAUGUUUGGGAAAAUGAGUUUGUUGGUAAAUUGCAAUAUUGCUUCUACAAAAAGCUCCAGAUCCUGAAAAAACCAUUGAGACUUUUGAAUUCCUCCAACUUCUCUUAUAUCUCAUCGAGAGCUAAGAUAGCCACUUCUGAAGUGAAGGACCUCAAAAAAUUGCUACACAACAACCCCUCAUGUCAGUCCCUGCACGAGGAUUUGAAAUCAAAGAAACUGAAUGCCUUAAGACUUGAGGAAGCCAACAGACUAUUUUUAGCUCAAUUUCCAAAAAAUAGGAACCUAUCUGAAUCUUAUGAUCAGGUUGCCCAAGAAUUUAUAACUUACUAUAAGCAGUUAUUGGGGUCUACCGGCUGUAACUCAUUAGUAGACUCUCACAUCUUGGCUAGAGGUCCUGUAUUAAAUGAGGAAAAAAGAAAUAGUAUGAUGGCUCCUAUCACAGAUGAUGAAAUUAAGGAUGCUCUUUUCAGGAUUGGAGACAACAAAGCCGCUGGUCCUGAUGGGUUUUCUGCUGGUUUCUUUAAAAGUUCUUAG